Rhinichthys klamathensis goyatoka is the source of this 2515-nucleotide messenger RNA. It is a transcript of the gene pknox1.2, whose product is annotated as pbx/knotted 1 homeobox 1.2. Gene Ontology annotation, molecular function: DNA-binding transcription factor activity, RNA polymerase II-specific; RNA polymerase II cis-regulatory region sequence-specific DNA binding. Gene Ontology annotation, biological process: regulation of transcription by RNA polymerase II; angiogenesis. NCBI's taxonomy places the organism in Eukaryota, Metazoa, Chordata, Actinopteri, Cypriniformes, Leuciscidae. The transcript has 11 exons. Bases 218 to 1546 code for a protein of 442 amino acids. The record is from RefSeq and is a predicted model, not a curated record.
GCGAGCACUUUUCCCUAAACCGUUAGUGUCUCCUCCCACCUCAUUAAUAUUCAUGAGCAAAGUUGCCUGCGUGCCGUUACGCUGUGACGACAUGGAAGAACUGCGGGUCCCGAUUGCUGCAGCCGCUUGUCAUUGUGACGAAGAUUGGCACUAAGUUUAGUGGUGCUGCAGAUCAGCUUUAUAGAAUGCCCAAGCAUUGUCCACGGCAACAGUAACUAUGAUGACAUCCCCAUCGGUGUCCAUGGAGGAUUACCAAGAGGCUGAACAGAUGCAAGUGGGAGAACAGGCGGCGGGACAAGUGGAGGUGACGUUGGAGGAGGAAGAAGAGGAGGACGAGGAGAGAGAGGAAGAGGAGAGCAGCUCAGCACCGUCUGAGCCACAGUCUCCUAUGGAGGUCUACAAGACGGCCAUUUACAGACACCCCUUGUUCCCCCUGUUGGCACUGCUCUUUGAGAAAUGCGAGCAAUCCACUCAGAGCUCGGAGUGCGUGACCUCGGCCAGCUUCGAUGUGGAUAUCGAGAACUUUGUGCGAAACCAGGAGAAAGAAGGCAAGGCGUUCUUCAGCGAGGACCCCGAUUUGGACAAUCUGAUGGUGAAGGCCAUCCAGGUGUUACGGAUUCACCUGUUGGAGCUGGAGAAGGUAAAUGACCUGUGUAAAGAUUUCUGCAGCCGCUACAUCGCCUGCCUCAAGACCAAGAUGAACAGUGAGACUCUGCUCAGCGGAGAGCCAGGAAGUCCCUACUCGCCAACACAGACACAGCCGCUGAGCUCGUUCACUGGAGCCAUGAGUUCACAAGGUAUUGUAGUACCAGCGUCGGCUUUACAACAGGGCAACGUUACUGUCACAACUGUAAACCCCACACAGGUGGUAACAGGUGGUACAGUAUAUCAGCCCGUUACAGUUGUUACUCCACAGGGACAGGUGGUCACACAGACUCUGUCACCAGGAACAAUACGCAUCCAGAACUCACAGCUUCAGUUGCAGCUGAACCAGGAUCUGAGCUUUUUCAGUCAGGAGGACAGCUCGUCUAAGGCCAAGAGAGGCAUCCUGCCCAAACACGCCACCAACGUCAUGCGCUCUUGGCUCUUCCAGCACAUCGGUCACCCAUAUCCAACAGAAGAUGAGAAGAAACAGAUUGCCCUGCAGACCAACCUCACACUGCUGCAGGUUAACAACUGGUUUAUUAACGCUCGACGACGGAUCCUUCAGCCUAUGCUGGAUGCCAGCUCCUCAGACACACCCAAGAGCAAAAAGAAGACGCCCCAGACACGACCCCUACAACGCUUCUGGCCCAACUCCCUCGCCUCCUCUGUGACCCAGCAACAAGUCACCAUGGAAGACGGUACCACAGUAACAGUCGGUGUGGGUGAGGACGGACUACAGACGCUCUCAUCAGAUGGAGCUACGCUGGCCAUGCAGCAGGUCAUGAUGGGAGGUCACAGCGAGGAUGAUGAUGAUGAAGACGACGACGAAGAGGACGAGGACAAUGAUCCUUCUCACUCCGACAUGACCAGGCUGGGCCUGGAGACCAGCGACUCGCUGUAGUAGGACUGAACCACACACACGCACACACUCUCACAGUAACGUAUAUAGUAUAUAGAGAGAGACGUUUAAGGAGCAUUAGAGCACUAAGAGACAUUCACACAAACACCUCGGCUGGCGUGUUGAAGGUCACAGUGCACAUCCUCAAGCUGUCAAACAGCUUGUUUGGAGUACAGAGAAAAGGGCUUAAAGCCACACACACCGAAACAAACCACACGCACACACACACACACACACACACACAGAGGUAAAAAGCCAAGACAAAAGCACAAGUCUCUCUCACGGCGGAACACACAAAUCAUUUUCCACACAGUUAGCCGAGUGCACUUUUUUGUAUGAUACUGUAAACUUAAAGAAAGUGUUCAAAGCACAUUUUGAAAGAGCUAAAAAGAAGGAAAUAAAAAAAUAGUGAUGCUGGAUGAUUCAGUUGUACUUAUCCUCAUGGUCUCAGAUACUAUGACAAUGAGAUUUCGUCUCUUGCAUGCCUGUGUUUGCUUUAAUCAGGCACCAGGAAAAAGAAGGAACUAUUUUUAUAGUACACUGUCACAAUUGAUCGGUGCCAAUUUGUUUGUUUUUUUCCCAUUUGUUUGUUUUGCUCUGGUUUGCUAUGUUUUGUAAGGAGUAUUUAUGUAUGAAAAAGACAAAAAAAAAACACUUUUAACGUGCAGGAGGUUUGUGGGAACUACUUAGUACAAAGUACAAAGAAUGGAUAAUACUGUACGCUGAAGGCAUAGACUCUGAAGCCUUACAUUUUUACAUUUCUAAUGCCGCAAUGUGAGACGGUCUCUGAUGUCACUUCCUGUGCAAUCGACAUGGAUACCGUGUCCAAAAAUGAUAUUUUGCAAGGUCGUGAUUAUUGUUUGCGACAUUCAAUGCCUGUAAUUGUUGUAUGAGAAGGAAAUGUUAUUUCUUUUUAAUGAUUAUAUUAACCGAAGUUGAACCGAGAAGGACGUCAACAAGACUUUGUAUUUA